Molecule: messenger RNA, 2765 nt
Organism: Onychomys torridus (southern grasshopper mouse)
Lineage: Eukaryota; Metazoa; Chordata; Mammalia; Rodentia; Cricetidae
Product: zinc finger protein 883-like
Exons: 4
Coding region: 115-2157 (680 amino acids)
Biological process (GO): regulation of DNA-templated transcription
Source: RefSeq, a predicted model, not a curated record
UUCGACCUGUCUGUGGUUUAACUUCCCUUGGAUAAAUUGUUGGAGGAAUCUGAGCUUUAGGAUAGCCAAGUUGGACACCAGGUAAGAGAGCGAGCUGGCGCCGAGUGACGGCCGAUGAGACCACCGGCAGCGGUGGUGGCCGUGCGCGGGUCCCAGCACCAUCGGCAGAGUCCGAUGGCGACUCCGAGGCAUCCGGCUCAGAUUUCCAGGUCCACAGAAACACAUAUGGUCUGCACACAGGGCUGUGUGACCUUUGAAGAUGUGGCUGUGUACUUCUGCCAGGAAGAAUGGGAGCUCCUGGAUGAAGCUCAGAGGCUACUGUAUCUCAAUGUGAUGCUGGAGAACUUUGCACUUAUAACCUCACUGGUUUGUUGGCAUGAAGCAGACGCUGAAGAAACAACCUGUGUACAGAGUGUUUCACCAGCUGAAGAACCACAGGUCAGGACUCCAAAGGAGGAUCUACCCACAAAGAAGACUCAUCCUUCUGACAUCUGUGUUUCAGUCUUGAAAGACAUCUUGCAUCUGAAUGACCUUCCUGAUCAGAAACCAUAUUUGACUGAGGUGUGUGCAAACCUCCUGGACCAGAAGCAUCCUAGAGCCAAGAAUUGGUUAAAAAGAGAUGUGGACUCCCUUGUGAAGAGUUGUAUAUUCCAUGUAUCAAGGAAUCCUUUCAUCUGUAGUAAGAUUGGAGAGAAAUUCCCAGAUAUGUGGAAUCUUCUCCAACCCCGGGCCGUUCCUCAAGGUGAGAAACAAAACAAAAUUAAGCAUGGAAAGACUUUUCACAGUGAUAAAAAUAAUUCUAAGUCAAAUGAGUAUAAGAAAUCUUCCAGCCCCCAGCACAAGCUUCUAGAGUACCAGAGAGCUUGCAGUGAAAGGGGGGGUGCUGAAUCUAGCAAAUGUAAGCAAGACUUAAACAAAUGCACACUUGUACCAUCCCAGACAGACCAGACUGACAAAAGACCAUAUGAGUGUCAUGAUUGUGGGAAACUGUUUGGCCAAAAAGCCACACUUAGGAUACACCAGAGACGGCAUACUGGAGAAAAACCCUAUAAGUGUGGUGAAUGUGGAAAGUCUUUCUGUCAAAGCUCCAACCUCAGUGAACACUGCAGGGUUCACAGUGGAGAAAGACCUUAUGAGUGUGUGGACUGCGGGAAAGCCUUUGGGUGCCACUCUAGUCUUCUCCGGCACCAGAGAACACACACAGGAGAAUGGCCGUAUGAAUGUGGUGACUGCGGAAGAUUGUUUAGACAGGUCGUCAGCCUGAUCACACACCAGAGGACUCACACUACAGAAAAGCCUUACGAAUGUGGACAGUGUGAAAAGUCUUUUAGUCACAAAGCCACGCUUACUGUACAUCAGAGAGUUCACACUGGAGAAAAGCCCUAUAAUUGUGAAGAAUGUGGGAAAUCCUUUAGCCAAAGUGCCAACCUUAUUAAACACUCCAAAAUUCAUACUGGAGAAAAGCCUUAUGAGUGUGGGGAAUGUGGUCUAUGCUUUCGUCAAAGAGCUACCCUCAUGAAACAUCAGAGAACCCACAGUGCAGAAAGGCCUUAUGAAUGUAGGGAAUGUGGUAAGUUCUUUAAACAAUACUUCUACCUCAUUGAACACCGUAGGAUCCACACUACAACAGAAUUUUAUGAGUGUGAACAGUGUGGGAAAUCCUACACGCAAAAAGCCACCCUUCUUAGACACCAGCGAGUCCACACCGGAGAAAGUCCUUAUAAAUGUGAGGAAUGUGGAAAAGCCUUUGAGUACAAAUCCAGACUUGAUCGACAUCAAAGAACUCACACUGGAGAAAGGCCUUAUGAGUGUGCCAAAUGUGGGAAAUUCUUCAGGGAAAGCUACAAUCUUGCUGAACACCAGAAAAUUCACACGAAAGCAAAGCCUUACAAUUGUGAUCAGUGUGGGAAAUGUUUUAGCCGGAGAGCUGACUUGGUUAAGCACCAGAGGGUUCAUACUGGGGAAAAGCCUUAUACAUGUGGUGAAUGUGGGAAAACCUUCAGCCGAACUACCAACCUUGUUCAACACAGCAGAAUUCACACUGGGGAACGGCCGUAUGAGUGUGACCAAUGUGGGAAAUCUUUUAGCCAAGUAUCUACCCUCACUCGGCAUCAAUUACUUCACGCUGGAGAAAGACCUUCUAAAUAUAGCAAAUGAGGCAUGUCUUAGACAACCCUCUAGCACCUUCUAACAUGAAAAAAUGUCACAGAAAGGCAGAAAAUGUGGGAAAUCCUUCAACACUGGGUAGACCAUCACAGCUCCUGGAAGCCUAGUAUUUGAAAAAACCAUUAGGCCUCCCAAGAGAAUGACAUUGUUGUUCCCUGUAGCAGACUAGAGAGCCUCACACGAGUAUUCAGAGGAGCAAAGUACUAUGCGUUCCAGGCAUAUGUAUUGGUACUGGAGGUCCCCUGCACAUUCUAAAUGUCUCUUUUGCCAGAAUUAAGUCACUGCCAAAGUGUCUCCUCAAAAGUGUCUCUCCUCUAGCAUCUUGAAUUGAGUGCAUAUUCCCCCCAACAUGCCCAUAUUCUCCCCUUCCCUAGUGAAAGCCUCAAUGGCCUGUGCCUUGCAAAUGACCUUAAUCCCUUUCUUUGGUCUGUAUUUUGCCUAAAAGAACCUGGUCUGGGUUUAGCUCCGAGGCUUCAAGAAAGGAUUAUCUUCUUUUUCAUUCUUUGUCUCACAUGAUUCAUGUUACUGUUUAUAUACUCCAAGAUCACUAGCCAGUAACUUCCUGCUGUUUUGUGCAAUAAUAAAGGCCUUAUGUUAUU